Molecule: messenger RNA, 7134 nt
Organism: Penicillium cinerascens
Lineage: Eukaryota; Fungi; Ascomycota; Eurotiomycetes; Eurotiales; Aspergillaceae
Gene: ags2
Product: alpha-1,3-glucan synthase Ags2
Exons: 7
Coding region: 1-7134 (2377 amino acids)
Biological process (GO): fungal-type cell wall (1->3)-alpha-glucan biosynthetic process
Cellular component (GO): fungal-type cell wall
Molecular function (GO): alpha-1,3-glucan synthase activity
Source: RefSeq, a predicted model, not a curated record
AUGCAUUGGGAAUACGCAAGCGUUCUCCUCAGCCAACUGUUUGCGGUUGGAUCAUGUUGGCCCUACGAUGAGAAGCUCACUGCAUAUAACCUCAACGAGAAUAAGACAGCAAAGAGCCCCGCCGAAUACUGGGGUAAAUGGCCUAAUCACACCUAUCACCCAUCACCGGACAAUUGGCGGUUUCCAAUUUACACACUUUUCCUGGAUCGGUUUGUCAAUGGUGACCCAACCAACGACAACAUCAAUGGAACUCUCUUCGAGCAUGACCUGAACUCAAACCAAAUGCGACAUGGUGGUGAUAUGCCAUGGGGCUCGGAUGGCUACUCGGCUCUUGACACGACCCUUCUAGAUCAGCAUUUUGGCACAAUUCAAACUUGGAGAGAUGCCAUAACGGAUAUUCACAAUCGCGGCAUGUAUGUCAUUUUUGACAAUACAGUUGCCACAAUGGGAGACCUUAUUGGCUUCGAAGGAUACCUCAAUACUACCACACCAUUCUCGUUGAAAGAACACAAAGCGGAGUGGAAAUCAUCUCGACACUACGUUGAUUUCCAAUUUGGCAAUACGUAUAACCAAACCUGCGACUAUCCUCGAUUUUGGAACGAGACUGGUUUUCCAAUAGAUCCGUACGUUCGAGAUGAACUGAAGGGAUGUUAUGACAGUGACUUCGAUCAAUAUGGCGAUAUCGAAGCCUUUGGUGUCUUUCCCGAUUGGCAACGUGAACUUGCAAAAUUCGCAUCUGUUCAAGAUCGUCUACGUGAGUGGGUACCCAGUGUUAGAGAACGCCUCAUCCGACAUUCGUGCAUGAUCAUUUCCUCGCUAGAUAUUGAUGGCUUUCGCUACGAUAAAGCGACGCAAGCUACUGUCGAUGCGCUUGGUGACAUUUCAAGUUCCUAUCGAGAAUGCGCACGUCGAGUUGGAAAAAAGAAUUUCUUCCUCCCGGGAGAGAUUACAGUAGGAAACAAUCUCGGCUCUGUCUUCCUAGGCCGUGGUCGGCAACCUGAUAUGCUUCCGGAGACCCUUGAUGAAGCAUUCGCUCUAAAGAACUCAUCUGAAGGCUACUUUAUCCGCGAGGAAACUCAACAGGCAAUUGACGGUGCCGCUUUCCAUUAUUCUAUUUAUCGCUCACUCACUCGAUUCCUGGGAAUGGAUGGAAACCUUGCUGCUGGCUACGACAUUCCCGUCAACUGGACAGAAGCCUGGUAUGAGAUAAUCCUCACCAACGACAUGAUCAAUGCCAACACCGGCAAAUUCGAUCCGCGGCAUAUGUAUGGAGCAACAAAUCAGGAUGUCUUCCGCUGGCCAACCGUCUCACAGGGCAUCGAGAGGCAGCUUCUGGCCCUGUUUAUCACCACUCUUUACCUGCCUGGAAUUCCACUUUUGCUUUGGGGAGAAGAGCAAGCAUUCUACAUUCUCGACGCUUCCGCUUCCAAUUAUAUUUUUGGUCGACAGGCAAUGUCAGCUGCUACGGCAUGGAAGACUCAUGGAUGCUUCCAGCUGAAUUCCACUCAAUACUUUCACUGGCCGAUUGAGUCGGGGCGGUUGGGGUGUCACGACGAAUCAGCCACGUUUGAUCACAGAGAUCCAUCACAUCCAGUCCGCAAUACCAUCAAGCAUAUGUACCAAAUGCGACAGAAUUUCCCGGCAUUAAACGACGGCUGGUGGAUCCAAUUGCUAUCCAACCAAACGCACAAUAUCUACUACCCAGGUUCCAAUGGCGUGCCGACUGAAACGGGCAUGUGGUCAGUUCUGCGAAGUCCUUACUACCAAAUGCAGGAUCUUGGAGUGGCGGGAAACCAAACAGUCUGGUUGGUCUAUCAAAAUGACAACCGCACUGUCACUUACGAUUUCGAUUGUUCUGACCAAAACUUGGCUCUUGUGGCACCCUUUGAUACAUAUACCAUUGUCAAGAACCUCUUCUAUCCUCAUGAUGAGUUCACUCUGAAAGACGGUCCCACCAAACUUCAUUUGAAUGGCUCUAAAGAGUUCAAUUGGUGCCUUGACAGUAUCACUAUGGACCCUUAUGAGUUCAGAGCCUACGUCCCGAAAGAAAAGUUUGUGCCUCCCCACCCGAUGAUCACUAAAUUCACACCUGGGCAUGAUGCACCGGUACUAUCUAAAGCUGCACCUGGAGAAAGCGAACCCCUCGAAGUUGGUCUCUAUUUCAACACUGAGAUGAACUGUACCCUUCUUACAGAGGUGAUUACUCUAGAGUCAAGGACCGAGUCCGGAGAAGUUCCCUCAAUUGACAUGGACACGGUGGACUGUGGUUUCAUCGAUCCUGAGGCCCCCUCCUGGACUGGACAGAUUCCUAGCAUCUGGGGAUGGUCGGCAACCUUGAAUAACGUCUACAACGGUAUUCACCGCUUGACCGUCAAGAAUGCAACAAGCAGUGACGGCAAGUUUACAAAUUCCAUCGACCACUUCUUGGUACGGAUCGGACAGCACGACAAUCCCAUGAUAUUCACCGCUGCCAACUACUCCAGCAGCCUACUUCACCAACGUCCUAAUGGAGAGCUCUUCAUUCGACAACAUGCGGCAGGUGCAGACAUGUAUCGCUACUCAACCAACUGGGGAAGUUCAUUUUCUCAUUGGAUCCCGUACGAAGGGGCAAUCACACCAUCCAAGAACAAGCUUGGUCCGGAACAAAAGCCCAGAGAUGGAGCGGAAAACAUCGAUUACGUUCAAGAAGGUGAUGAACCCGGCUGGAAGAUGCCACGCCGCUUCCCUCACCUCUUCUUCAAUGGGCCUUUUAAUGAAUAUGGCUACGAUUCUGGGUUGGCAAACAUCGUGAAACAAGACAGCGAUGGCAUUUGGAAAUUCCGAUUCAUGGCAGAGUGGCCUGCCCAAGGUCAACUCAAUGUUUGGGGUAUUAACCCGGACGGACAACCGGAUCAGAGCUAUAUUUACGGGGACUCUGACGGGGACUCAAUCCUGGAUCGUCUACCUCCGUCUUCGCUCAGCGUGACUACGAUCAAUAUUACUCGGCAUCCACCACACCCGCAUUUGGCAUGGAGAAUCCAGCUUGAUGACGCGACGAUGAAGCUCAAGCUCAUGCCUGCAGGCUCCCAAUAUACCCAAAUCGCCUUGUUCGUUCUGUUAUGGGUGAUACCAUUCCUUACAGCCUGUACCACUGCCUAUGUGUUCAAGAAGACUUUUUACAGAAUCAGAUUCAACCAGGUCGGAGUGUCAGAGAAAAAAACACUCAUCUCAAUGGAUGUCUUCAACAUUUUUAAGCUGGACAAGGCCGAAAAUGGGGAGUCCAAAAAUCCUCUCAUACGUCUGGCAACUAGAUCAAAGUUUCUCCAGAGCAAAUCUGCCUUCGGCAACCGCACAUCAAACAGGCGAAAGGUCCUUGUUGCGACGAUGGAAUACGAUCUUGCUGACUGGGGUAUCAAGAUCAAAAUCGGUGGCUUGGGUGUCAUGGCACAAUUGAUGAGCAAACAACUGGGACAUCAAGAUCUCAUUUGGGUUAUCCCAUGUGUUGGCGGGGUUGAUUACCAUAUAGACAAACCUGCCGACUCCAUGUUCGUUAUGAUGCUCGGAAACUCAUACGAAGUCAAGAUUCAGUACCAUUAUGUGAAAAACAUUACCUACGUGCUUCUGGAUGCCCCGAUCUUUCGCCAACAGUCCGCACUAGAGCCCUACCCGGCUCGAAUGGACGAUAUGGACAGUGCUAUUUACUACUCUGCGUGGAACCAAUGCAUUGCGCAAACUAUGAAACGAUUUACAAUUGAUUUGUAUCAUAUCAAUGAUUACCAUGGCUCACUUGCGCCUCUCUACCAGCUACCCGAGACUAUUCCGGUCUGCCUGUCACUGCAUAAUGCCGAGUUCCAAGGACUAUGGCCAAUGCGGACGCAGAAGGAGAAGGCUGAGGUUUGCUCCGUCUUCAAUCUUGAUAUGAGUGUAGUUACGCGUUAUGUUCAAUUCGGUGAAAUUUUCAAUCUGUUGCAUGCCGGUGCCACGUACCUACGUCUUCAUCAGCAGGGCUUUGGUGCCGUUGGGGUCUCCAAAAAAUACGGAAAACGGUCUUAUUCAAGAUACCCUAUCUUCUGGGGUCUUAGAAAGCUAGGAAAUCUGCCAAAUCCCGAUCCCUCGGAUACUGGCGAAUGGAACAAGGACCUGCCUAAGGAGAACGAUAUUCGUGUCGACAGCGAAUUCGAACUUCGCAGAGCUGUGCUUAAACGUCAAGCACAGGAAUGGGCUGGCCUAGAUCCAAUCCCUAAUGCCGAUCUCCUCGUCUUCGUUGGAAGAUGGUCAAUGCAGAAGGGUAUCGACCUUAUUGCCGACGUGAUGCCUGCUGUUCUCGAAUCACGACCAAAUGUCCAGCUAAUCUGCAUCGGGCCAGUCAUUGACUUGUAUGGAAAAUUUGCAGCGCUUAAACUGGACCGUAUGAUGAACCUCUACCCGGGAAGAGUGUUCUCGAAACCACAGUUUACCGUGCUGCCACCAUUUAUUUUCUCUGGGGCUGAGUUCGCAUUAAUACCUUCGCGGGAUGAGCCUUUUGGUCUGGUUGCCGUCGAAUUUGGUCGCAAGGGUGCUCUUGGUAUUGGUGCUCGAGUAGGCGGCUUGGGCCAAAUGCCGGGAUGGUGGUAUACAGUCGAGUCAACGACCACAUCGCAUCUCCUCAAGCAGUUCAAGCUCGCCAUUGACAAUGCUUUGAGUUCCAAGCCUGAUGUACGAGCAAUGAUGCGUGCGCGGUCCGCCUUACAGCGCUUCCCUGUUGCGCAAUGGAUUGAAGAUUUGGAGGUUCUUCAGUCGACAGCUAUUCGAAUUCACAACAAGGAACGUGCGAAAACUCAGGCACAGCCGUCUGCAGCAGCUUCUGCAUACAAUGCAAUCUACGGAAUGAUGACUACACAGGUUGCAACGAGGUCCAAUGCUUCAACUAGUACUCUCACGCCGCCGCUACACUCACCUACUCGGUUUGGGACGGUUGCAUCCUUGCAGCAUAGCUCCCUCUAUAGCCGUGACCCGAGUCCCGGCAGUGAUAUCCGUCCCAAAUCUGGAUUGAGUCGACAGAUGCCCUUCGACGUUAGGCCAGUGUCUGCUCCUUUGGAUGGUCGGGGACGACGAGAUCCUGGAAAAAGCAGUGUUAGCGAUGUUGAAGAAGGUGCAGAACGAGCAGCUCCUGAUAUCUAUGAUGACAGUGAUGAUGAAAUGAUGUCCACCUGCUACGGCGAUGAUGAGUAUCCAAUGGAUCCUGAUGCUGAUGGUAGACGUCGAAUGGAAGGUCCCUUGCAGCCAUCCCAGUCACUUAUCCCCUUGACACGAGAAAUUCUCGCUGCACGGCACGCAAGUCAAGGCUCUCUCUUGCCUCGACCAAUCAAUACGCCUUCCAGCUCUACUGCGCCUAGCACAGUGGGUACCGACGAUACUCUUCUUCCUCCACAGCGUCCUUGGGCCGAGCCUGGAAAUCGUCUCAGCAGCGCCUCACAGCUAUCCGUUGACUCAGUUGUGGGAGACAAGAGAGACUAUAAACUGCAAAAAGUCGAUCCCUUCUUCACAGAUAGCAAUGGCGAGUACUACAACGCCUUCGAAAAGAAAUUGGAAGGCCUCAGCGGUACAAAUUCAGACUCACAGCUAUGCAUCGAGCAAUAUCUAGAGAAGAGCGAAAAGAAAUGGUUUGACAAGUUCCGAGAUGCGCGCUUGGGACGUAAUCAGUCUCCGGCUCCUUCAAUGCGAUUCGGCAAGAGUGGAGGGUCCUCUCCUCCAGGGUCCAUCACUAACGACGACGCUACAUCUCAUGAGAGCGGUGGCCAAGAGAGAAAAGAGGCAGACGACGAGUUCCAGCUAGGAGAGAAUUACGUUCCGCCAACAGGGCUGAAGAAAUGGAUGCAGAUGCGCGUUGGAGACUGGCCGGUGUACUCCCUGUUCUUAGGUCUCGGCCAGAUCAUCGCUGCUAAUUCCUACCAAAUUACACUGCUCACAGGUGAGGUUGGUCAGACAGCGGCGAAACUAUAUGGAAUCGCCACUGUGUACUUGGUCACAUCUAUCCUCUGGUGGUUCUUCUUCCGAUUCUACAAAUCCGUGCUUGUCCUGGCCGUCCCGUGGUUCCUAUACGGAUCCGCCUUUUUGGUCAUCGGUCUUGCUCACUACGAGCCUAAUUCCUUCAUCCGGGGGUGGAUCCAAAACAUUGGAAGCGGUAUCUAUGCUGCGGCAUCUUCGAGCGGUUCUAUCUUCUUUGCCCUCAAUUUUGGCGAUGAGAGCGGUGCUCCCGUGAAGCAGUGGGUGUUCCGUGCUUGUCUUAUUCAGGGCACACAGCAAGCAUAUGUCAUCGCCCUGUGGUAUUGGGGUUCAACUCUGACAAAGGCGACGAAUGCUGGUAUUUCUAACGUGCAAAGCAGCAUUACCAAUACCUGGAGGAUGACAGCAAUUUGCGCUCCCAUUGCGGUUUUCCUGUGGAUAAUUGGUCUGAUUGUCUACUUCGGCUUGCCAAAUUACUACCGUCAGACGCCCGGCAAAGUUCCAUCUUUCUACAAGUCGGUCUUCCGACGGAAGAUUGUGCUUUGGAAUUGGGUGGUUGUCAUUCUCCAGAACUUCUUCUUGAGCGCGCCCUACGGUCGAAACUGGAACUUUCUCUGGAUCUCCAAUCAUGCUAAACCCUGGCAGAUCUUGUGCCUCUGCGUUGCCUUCUUCGGCUUCGUCUGGAUAGCUGUGCUUUGCCUCAUGGCCCGCAUAUCAAAGUCACACAGUUGGAUCUUACCGAUAGUAGCAUGUGGCCUCGGCGCACCCCGAUGGGCCCAGAUAUGGUGGGGAACAUCCGGCACCGGCCUGUUCCUUCCAUGGGCAGGUAGCUAUGUAUCUGGUGCUUUGGUUUCCCGAAGUCUGUGGCUAUGGCUAGGUGUCCUGGAUGCGCUGCAGGGUCUCGGUUUUGGCAUGAUCCUUCUGCAGACCUUGACGCGUAUGCACAUUUGCUUCACACUGUUUGUCUCGCAGGUUCUUGGUUCUCUUGCCACUAUAUGUGCGAGAUCUUUCGCCCCGAAUAAGAUCGGACCAGGUCCUAUCUCCCCAGAUAUCACGGCUGGUGUUAGCGCGUUGGGUAACGCUUGGUUCUGGAUUGCGCUCGUCUUUCAGCUUUCGAUUUGCGGUGGCUUCCUUCUUUUUUUCCGCCGCGAGCAGCUGUCAAAGCCUUAG